AUGUCCUUUAACAACAACGGUAUUCCUUCUCCAUAUUCAAACGAUGAUCAGGGACCCGAAGAUGCUGGAAUUGGCGGCAUGGCUUCCUCAGCAGACGAUAAUAAUAUCACGCUCAGUGUUCAUCCACAUCUCCAGCAAGGCGAUUAUCAAUUGUCCGAUUGUCAAGGACGGAAAAGAGCUCUUUUGAUUGGUAUCAACUAUAUUGGCACCGAGAAUGAGUUGAAUGGUUGUAUCAAUGAUGUUCACAAUAUCAAGGAUUUUUUGAUCACGCUAUUCGGAUUCAAGGAAGAGGAUAUGGUUAUUUUGACCGAUGAUCAAACAGAUCCAAAAAUGACCCCGACUCGCUCCAACAUCAUUGCUGCCAUGAAAUGGCUUGUGGAUGACGCACAGCAGAACGACUCGUUCUUUUUCCAUUUUAGCGGGCAUGGUGGAUCGGUGGUAGAUGUAUCUGGUGAUGAAACUGAUGGGUUUGACGAAACCAUUUAUCCGAUCGAUCAUGAUCAAUAUGAAGGAACUUCAGGUCAAAUCUUGGAUGAUGACAUGCAUGAAUUGAUGGUUGCCCCAUUACCUGCCGGUGUUCGGCUUACGGCCAUCUUUGAUAGCUGUCAUUCGGGUACAGCACUUGAUCUUCCAUAUGUCUACUCAACAAAAGGUGUUAUCAAGGAUGAUAAUUUGUUUAAAGCAGCGACAAAGGGAUUGGUUUCAGCUGGUUUGGCCUAUGCCCAAGGUGACCGAGAAGGGGCAAUGGAGUCUAUUCGUGACCUAGGACACCAAUUGAUCACCACGCGUUUCAAGGAGGCUUCGAAUCGACAAUCCUACAGCUCACCGGCAGAUGUGGUUAUGUUUAGUGGUUGUAAAGAUGAUCAAACUUCGGCUGAUGCACAAGAAGCAGGAAGAGCCACAGGAGCCAUGAGCUAUGCAUUUACAAAAACCUUGCGUGAAAAUCCAAACCAAACGUAUCAAGAGCUCUUGAACAGCAUUCGCGAUAUUCUUAGCACUGGCUAUUCUCAGCGACCGCAGUUGAGCUCGUCACAUCCACUUGAUGUAGAUUCUUUAUUUGUGUGUUAA
Messenger RNA from Lichtheimia ornata, 1068 nucleotides. RefSeq lists its product as uncharacterized. The record is from RefSeq and is a predicted model, not a curated record. Gene Ontology annotation, biological process: proteolysis. NCBI's taxonomy places the organism in Eukaryota, Fungi, Mucoromycota, Mucoromycetes, Mucorales, Lichtheimiaceae. The coding region runs from base 1 to 1068 and encodes 355 amino acids. Gene Ontology annotation, molecular function: cysteine-type endopeptidase activity. The transcript has 10 exons.